Molecule: messenger RNA, 2641 nt
Organism: Triplophysa rosa
Lineage: Eukaryota; Metazoa; Chordata; Actinopteri; Cypriniformes; Nemacheilidae
Gene: nr1h5
Product: nuclear receptor subfamily 1, group H, member 5
Exons: 11
Coding region: 707-2293 (528 amino acids)
Biological process (GO): negative regulation of transcription by RNA polymerase II; bile acid signaling pathway; positive regulation of transcription by RNA polymerase II
Molecular function (GO): nuclear receptor activity; zinc ion binding; RNA polymerase II cis-regulatory region sequence-specific DNA binding
Source: RefSeq, a predicted model, not a curated record
AAUCUCUCCAUAUGCUACCCCCAGGUCACAUCAGCCGUUCCUGGAAAACACAUCAGUGUUGUUUUUCCUCAUUAUAACAGUCACUGUCAUCAGCAUCCUGUGAGUUAAGAGCAUCAGGGUGGGUCUGUAACCCUCUCAGUGUCCCCUCUGCCCCCAGCGAAGGACGUGAAGGGCCCACACACGGAGUGAAAGAGGGAGCAGGGUCUCCGUGUGUGUGUGUGUGUGUGUGUGUGUGUGUUUGUAUGUGUGUGUGUGUGUCACUGAGAAUGUGGGAGUGUGUCGGGAUGGUUGUGAAAUCCUGGCUGAGACGAGAAAGUUCUCGGAUGCUCAGCAGGAAGAACCGGAGAUAGCGAGAGGCGCUCAUCCAUCAGUUGGAUGAACUGGGGCUGUUUAUAAACACUGGGCUGCUGGGAAUGUCCUAAUGAGACUGUAUGUUGCUAUCUCACUCUGUAGAAGUCAGUCAUUACUUAAACGCUUCUACGCUCCCAUUUUCAAUUUGUGUUCAACAGGCCCAAACUGUUAGAUAUCGACCGUAACUGUUGAUCUUAAAACCGUGAUGCACUAAUCUAAUGGGCCGCACUGACUCAUCUGUGUGACGGGACAACAUUAUCGACCCCUGUGUUUAAACUGCAUGUGAGACCAAAGACACGUACUGGUAAGUAUUUGAGUUAACGGUUUGGGUUGGCUGGGGCUGUUUGUUCUGCGUAUGUGUCUCUUCCUGUGCGCAUUUGGCAAGUGUUGGACGUCAGGGGUUCAACUGCUGUCAACAUCACGAGUCAAGCUGAGAUCCAGCACGCGCAACAUCAGAGCCGAGGUCCAGACGUGGUCAGUGAAGCGUGGCGAUCUGACAGUAAAGAUGAGAGAGGGGACAGAUCCCGGGAUGAGCAUGUCCAUCGGCAGCUACCUUUCUGCGUCUGACGCGUUUGACAUAACAGAGCCUCCGCAGUACUAUGAUGUUCUUGUGGAUCCUUUGGGCUGUUCUUACCAGGAUCCGGAUCUACAGAGCUCUAUCUAUGGCCAGCAGACGUUUAGCCCCAUCAAUGUGCAGUUCUCGAUGUACGGUGCUCCAAACGGUCAACCGUGUAACCCGCCCUACCCCUACAGCCAUCAGUGUUCUGAAUACACAUUUGAGCCGGACGCAGAGGUCCAAAGCCUGGGAAGAGGCAGCGGUGUCGGUCUUCCUCUGAUGAAAAGACAAAGGAUGACCCACGGAGCUCGAGUGAAGGGCCAAGAUGAGCUGUGUGUGGUGUGUGGUGAUAAAGCCUCGGGAUAUCACUAUAAUGCUCUCACCUGUGAGGGCUGCAAAGGUUUCUUCAGACGCAGCGUGACCAAAAAGGCCGUGUACCGCUGUAAGAGUGGCGGCAGCUGUGAGAUGGAUAUGUACAUGCGCAGAAAGUGUCAGGACUGCAGACUGCGCAAAUGCAGAGCCGUCGGGAUGCUGGCAGAGUGUCUGCUUACUGAGGUCCAGUGCCAAUCUAAGAGAUUAAGGAAGGGCUCCAAGCACAGAGGACACAACGGGUCAACACGCGGAGCUGAAGAUGAUGACUGUUCUGAAAGCAGAAGUGUCUCAUCUACCACACGGGUAUCAUCUGGUUUUUCUAGAGAGCAGAGAUGCAUUCUGAAUAAAAUUGUUGAGGCUUAUCGUAGAUACAUAAUUCAAGACAACGUCAGUUGCCGGGUGCCUCUGUGGUCAAGUUUAACGAACAGUGUUGACCUGACCCCCCCGCAGACAGAGAAGCUUUUACAAUUUUCAGGGAGUGUACCUGGGUUCGAGCUUUUAGAAAGUUCUGACCAGACCACGCUCUUAUCCAGCUCCUUAGUUGAAGUCAUGUUCCUGCUUCUCGCUCAUCAGUUCUCAGACAACCCCACAAGUGUCAGCACUGCUUUACAACCUGGAAGUCUGAAUAACUUAAACUCUGACUGGGUAAAAACUUCCAAGAUUGGGAACAACCAUAGGAUGGCACAUUCAGGACUGAACGAUGAGCUCUUGAGGUCGGUGGUAAAUUUCCUUCACAGCAUGGUUGCCAUUGCAGUGACAGAGGCUGAAUAUGCACUUCUUACUGCGACUGCAGUAUUGUGUUCAGACAGGCCCUCUCUGCGUGCGGUGGCUUGUGUGGAGAGCUUACAGGAGUUUGUUUUGGAGCUGUUGUCCAGACUCUGCUGUUGUAAUCCAGGUGCAGCUCAGGGUCCACGACGCUUCGCCCGUCUCCUGGGUCGACUGACAGAACUGAGAACACUACGACACAAUCAACUUACUCUUCUUCCACAACAUCUCUGGGACAUGCAGUCCUGAGACCGCCUGUAGAGAGAUUUAUACAUUGAUUAUUGUUCUAAACAAAACUAGUAAAAGUCAAAUGUACUGUUGGUUAUAUGUGCAAAUGAACAGUUUAUUUCCAAAAUGCGAUAACUCCAUCUUAAAAUCAUGUUUUUGUAUUGUGCGUUCCAAUUAAUAUCAAUCAAACUGCAGUUGGUUUGUUUUGAUUUAAGCCAAAAUAACUCAGAAUUCAGCUAACACAAUAAAACACAAUAAAAACAUGAUUUUUUAAUUUUUUUAAAACAGAGGUGUCUCAUUUUGGAAACAACUCUUCAAAUAUAGUUUAGCUAAAAAUAUGUUGGUAUGCAAUAAAUAAAAACUCUUCCU